CGCCGGGGCGGGGGCGGGCGCAGCCUCCCGGCCUCGCAACGGCAGCAACGGCCGAGGCGGGCGGGGUCAAGAUGGUGGCUCCGCUGGCGGGGGAGGCGCUGGAGGGAGGAGGAGCCAGACCCUAGCCGGCCGGAAACACCGACGCCCCGAGGCCUCCCGGGAGCCGCCGCCGCCGCCGCCGCCGCCGCUGCCGCCGCCGCCGCUCCCGGCUCCACCGAGGGACGCGAGCGAGCGAGCCAGCGGGCGGGGGGCGGGGCGGGCGGGCGGAGGGCGGGGACACAGGACAGGAGGCGGGCGGGGGCGGAGCCACUCUCCUGGGCGCCCGCCCCGCCCCGCCCCGGCCCGCCCCGGCCCGGCCGCGGCCCCGGGCCUCCCCCGCGCCACCCCGCCCGCCCGGCCCGCCCAGCCCCGGUGCGGCAGCGGCUGAUGGCGGCGGUGGGGCCCCCGCAGCAGCAGCAGCGGCAGCAGCGGCGGCAGCAGCAGCAGCAGCAGCAGGUGCGGAUGGCCCGGCAGCAGGUCUGGGCGGCGCUGGAAGUGGCGCUCCGGGUGCCCUGCCUCUACAUCAUCGACGCCAUCUUCAACUCGUACUACGACUCCAGCCAGAGCCGGCUCUGCCUCGGGCUCCAGAUCGUCCUCCGGCUCCUGGGUAUAAUUGUGUCCAGUACUGUGCUGAUUUUGUCCCAACGAUCACUCUUCAAGUUUUACAUGUACAGCUCGGCCUUUCUCUUAGCUGCAACGUCAGUGCUGGUCAAUUACUAUGCUGCUUUGCACAUUGACUUCUAUGGCGCCUACAACACAUCAGCUUUUGGAAUCGAGCUGCUCCCUCGGAAGGGACCUUCACUGUGGAUGGCACUCAUCGUCCUGCAGCUGACCUUUGGAAUUGGAUAUGUCACACUGCUCCAUAUCCAGUCCAUCUAUUCACAGCUGAUUAUUUUGAAUAUCUUGGUUCCUGUAAUCGGCUUAAUCACAGAGCUACCAUUACACAUGAGAGAGACUCUAGUUUUCACCUCAUCUUUGAUUCUCAUAUUAAACACAGUGCUUGUCUUGGCAGUGAAACUUAAGUGGUUUUAUUAUUCCACACGGUAUGUUUACCUGUUAGUGAGGCAUAUGUACCGAAUUUAUGGACUACAGUUACUGAUGGAGGACACAUGGAAGAGGAUUCGUUUCCCAGACAUACUUCGGGUCUUCUGGCUAACAAGAAUCACAGCUCAGGCUACAGUGUUAAUAUACAUUUUAAGGAUGGCAAAUGAAAGUGAGUCCUUGUUUAUUUCUUGGGAUGAUUUCUGGGACCUCAUUUGCAAUCUGAUAAUUAGUGGGUGCGAUUCUACCCUGACUGUGCUAGGCAUGAGCGCCGUCAUUUCGUCAGUGGCCCAUUACUUGGGUCUUGGCAUACUGGCCUUUAUUGGAUCAACGGAAGAGGAUGACAGACGGCUUGGCUUUGUUGCUCCUGUGUUGUUUUUCAUUUUGGCUCUUCAGACUGGCUUAAGUGGACUGCGACCUGAAGAGAGACUGAUCCGCUUAAGUAGAAACAUGUGCCUUUUAUUAACCGCAGUCCUGCAUUUCAUCCAUGGGAUGACAGACCCCGUGCUGAUGUCUCUCAGUGCCUCCCACGUGUCGUCAUUCCACAGACACUUCCCUGUGCUGUUUGUCUCUGCCUGCCUGUUUACUCUUCCUGUUUUCCUCAGCUAUGUCCUUUGGCAUCACUAUGCACUAAAUACAUGGUUGUUUGCGGUGACCGCCUUCUGUGUGGAACUCUGCCUGAAAGUAAUAGUGUCUCUCACUGUUUAUACGCUCUUCAUGAUUGAUGGCUACUACAAUGUCCUCUGGGAGAAGCUCGACGAUUAUGUCUACUUCGUUCGCUCAACAGGCAACAUUAUCGAAUUUAUAUUUGGAGUAGUAAUGUUUGGGAAUGGGGCCUACACCAUGAUGUUUGAGUCAGGAAGUAAAAUUCGGGCUUGUAUGAUGUGCCUCCAUGCGUAUUUUAACAUCUACUUACAAGUUAAAAAUGGCUGGAAGACAUUCAUGAACCGUAGAACUGCUGUGAAGAAAAUCAACUCACUUCCUGAAAUAAAAGGGAGCCACUUGCAAGAAAUAGAUGACGUCUGUGCCAUCUGCUACCAUGAGUUUACAACAUCUGCUCGGAUUACACCGUGUAACCAUUACUUCCAUGCACUCUGCCUCCGGAAAUGGCUGUACAUUCAAGACACUUGUCCAAUGUGCCACCAGAAAGUGUACAUCGAAGAUGAUACCAAGGAUAAUUCAAAUAUUUCUAACAACAAUGGAUUUAUUGCACCCAAUGAAAACCCGAAUCCAGAGGAAGCUCUGAGAGAAGGCGCUGCCGGACCCGACCGAGACCUGAACGAGGACGCCAGUACAGACUGCGAUGCUGCCGAUGCUCGGCGGGAGAGAAACAGAGGGAUUCAGCACACGGGCGCAGCAGCAGCAGCGUUUAAUGAUGACACUGAUUAAAGUAGCAUUUACUAAUCAUUGAGGUAUUUGUUUAAAAUUCAGUUCAUCCAAAAUGGAGUAAUAUGCUUCACAUCAGUGUGUAACCAAGCACAAAACCAGUAUCGAUGUUGAAACUGUGAAUGAUUUUCCGUUUACUGUGAUGUGCUACUGUAAAUAUACCUCUUUAAUUACUUCUGGUCUCUUUGGUGACCUAUUUAAAUUUGUGUACAUUAUUGUACAUAGAAUAAAAUGUUUUCACGUUUUUAUGACAAAAGUUGAACAAAUAACUUCUUAAUAGAGAUAAUGGUCACAUGGUGCGUCAGCUGUGCCAAAGAUUCCUCCAGGAAAUUAGAAAAUAUCCAAUGCUGGACCCUAGUUUUUCUUUAGAAUGAGUGGGAAAAUUAAAGUGCAAAAGAAGGGAACUUCAGUGUAAAAUUAAAGAUGAGAUGAAAGAAUUUGCAUUAGAAAGGCUAUCUUGUUUUAACUAAGGGACGAUAACCUGUUAGAAGCAACUGAGAAACUUGAAAUCUGAGCUGCAACUUCGAGCUGGGUUCAAGAGUCAGGGACUGAGAACUGAGAAAUAGGCUUGUUAUCACCCAAGCUUCGAUACAAACCAGGGUGUACUGUGUACAAACAUCAGUGUCCUUCAGACUUUUGGUGAAAUUACACAAUAAAAAGGUGGUCAUUGUUAACUAAGGCACUAAUUGCCUAAACAGUGCUGCUCCGACUUUCUGGGUCAAAGUGAGGGAGCAGUGUACAGUGCUCCCGCUUCAGAGCACCGCUGGGAAGAGUCCCCCAAUGACGCCUACAGAUUUACUAUGAAAUUCCACUUCUUAAAAAGAAAACACGGACAAUUAAGUAUCAGGAAAAAAAGAUUUUAAUGGUGUUGUUAUAUAGUGUGUUGGCUAGUUCCAGUGGAUCUUCUUCUCUUACGGCCGCCAUUAUCUCCAAUAUUUGACUAAAACAAAACACAGAAGAAUCAACUUUCUAAGACUAUAUUGUUUCAAAGGUAUAGAAUCACCUUUUCCUGUGUAAGAGGUCUUGUACCCUUCCUAAGAAAGUUUAAAUAAGUUGUCAGUAAUAUCAGUAGGAAAACAUUACUAGUCACUGGCAAUAAGAAAGUUCUGGAGCUAACAAGCAUAUAAAAUCUAAAACCAGGGUCAUGUAAUUGCAAUAGUAAUGGAACUGUCCUGGAGUUAGGAGUCCUUUUGUAGGUCAUAGCACAUGUGUUACUGGAUAAUGAGCAUCUUAAAAAUGAAAUGUAUGCUGCACAUAAUACAGGUUAAGUACCUUUCUACUUUGGGUUUAGUUUUAUUUACACGUGCACAUGCUCGCGCAUGCUCGCGCGCACACACACGCACAAUGAUGGUGUUGGGGUGAGCAGGGCCAAGCCUUGGAAGGCAUUGCUUACUGCACUGGUCUUUAAGGGACAGCAGGAUAGCUGUGUACACAUAAACAGGUAACAGAUACAGAAGGUGGUGGUAUUGGAGGGCUCUGGUCUUGUACACAGAGCAGAGUGAAGCGCCCAGAGGCCUCUCUGCACAGAAUGAUGAUCGGCAGUAGUGGUUCCCUAGAAAUGUUGUCUGUGGUUCGUUUUUAAACAUGGAUUAGAAAGUUACAGUCUAAAUUAAACAUUUGAAUAUUC
Molecule: messenger RNA, 4093 nt
Organism: Mesocricetus auratus (golden hamster)
Lineage: Eukaryota; Metazoa; Chordata; Mammalia; Rodentia; Cricetidae
Gene: Rnf139
Product: ring finger protein 139
Exons: 2
Coding region: 427-2469 (680 amino acids)
Biological process (GO): ERAD pathway
Cellular component (GO): endoplasmic reticulum; endomembrane system
Molecular function (GO): zinc ion binding; ubiquitin protein ligase activity
Source: RefSeq, a predicted model, not a curated record